AUGCCUCCGACCGAAGUUGCUGAUGACCCCUCCGAUCAUCAGUCUGUAGAGUCUGAUCGAACUCCUCGCAAGUCUAUCGCCGCCCCACCGUCGCCUGGUGUUGCUCCCGAAGCUCCUUCUGCCGCUGAUACCGGUCGAGUUCGUCUCAUUCGGUUCUUCUGUCGGACCCUGGAUAUCGGAAUCGUCUACAAGCUUCAGGACAUCUCGGCCGCCUGGAACAGGCAAGACAAGAACUGCGGAAAUCAUCCUCCUCUUGCUUAUAGAAUUGGACCCAAAGGUCCUGCUUAUCGCUGGCUCAAAUAA
Aspergillus udagawae is the source of this 303-nucleotide messenger RNA. RefSeq lists its product as uncharacterized. Lineage: Eukaryota; Fungi; Ascomycota; Eurotiomycetes; Eurotiales; Aspergillaceae. The record is from RefSeq and is a predicted model, not a curated record. The coding region runs from base 1 to 303 and encodes 100 amino acids. The transcript has a single exon.